CACAGUAAAAAAGCUAGUCCAUCAUUUUCUAAAUCAUGCGCUACCUGAUAACCGCCUUGUUACUCGUGGCGUCCCAUUCCUCCGGGGACGCGAAGAAGAUUCCCUGCCCCCUGACAUGGUUACGGGUCACGGGCGUCAGUAGUCUCCCCACUGCCGUCGCGACGUCCAUCCUGCACCCGGACAAUUACGUCGUCCGCGCCUCGGUUGGGGGCCGUCUGGUCGUCGGGAACUUCCCGACCAGUCUGCAAUACGGUUUAUUCCCGAACGGAACGGGGGGCGUGGCAUUGACGUCGUUCGAACUCUUGGCAAACCCCCACUCGUGCUCGUUGGCUUGGGAAAUCGAGCCAGAUAAAGCGUUCGGGGUGAAAGUUGGGGACCUUUCGGUGGCUCGGGCGAGUCACGGGGGGAAGUUGAUCGCGGGUUUUGUCGAGGAGGAAGAGAUGGGGGUCAUUGUAACGGAGGGGUUGGAAGUGGUCCGGAUGGAGGUGGACUUUCAGUACCUCACCUCAUUUCUACCCGGACUCCGGUUAAGCGUUGGAAAGAUGAAGUUGACAUAUCCCCCGAUCGUCCCGACCUAUCAGCUUAUCGGGAUGGAAGAUAUCCUCAACUUUUCUCCUGCAGUGGUCAAGCAAACCAUCGAACAUAAGACGCGCUCUUAUGAGAGUGUUACCGUCAAAACGUGGUCAUCUUGGUAUUCCGGGAGUAGAUUCAGCCUUCAGGCCAAGCUCAGCAUCCCGAUCCCUAUCGCGGGCCCAAUCGGACUAAAUAUAGACGUUGGACUGGAUAUUAAUGACGAAAAUGAUGAAGGUGGAUUCAAAAGUAACACGAUGCACAAAGCGGUAACGAAGGAGAUUUCUGUGGGGCGUGAAAUCACGGUGGAGCCCCAUAGCGUCGUGCAAGCGUGUUCCAUUGUCAUCAAGGUGAAGGACUUUCGAGCGGAGUACUCCUCCGAAGACGUCUACAGCGCCCCCGGGCUGACUGGGCAGGACGUGAGGGCGCACCUCGAAGAAGAUGGCAUCACGGGGGGACGCAUCGUAGGAAACACGGUCGUCAUCGAGAACGGAGGGGACAUCGAUGCCGACAUGUUCGUCACGACGAGAUUUUUCGCCAAGCCGUACGAGGAUGGCGGUGUUCCGUGUGGUUUUGAAUAAUUUGGAAUGAAAUGCAUGCAUAAUCCUGUCAAAUAUGUGUAUUGUUUAAUCCUUAAAUAAAAUUUGUGACCACCAAAA
Messenger RNA from Folsomia candida, 1229 nucleotides. RefSeq lists its product as uncharacterized. Bases 36 to 1151 code for a protein of 371 amino acids. The record is from RefSeq and is a predicted model, not a curated record. NCBI's taxonomy places the organism in Eukaryota, Metazoa, Arthropoda, Collembola, Entomobryomorpha, Isotomidae. The transcript is spliced from 3 exons.